AUGCCACUAAAAAGAUUGAAUCGCGACGACUACGAGGUGGCAUGGAUCUGUCCGUUGGAGGUGGAACAAAUCGCCGCGAUGGAGAUGCUAGAUGAGGAGCACGAGACUCUGCCACAACCACGCAGCGACACCAAUAUCUACAAUCUCGGCACCAUCAACAAUCACAAUGUCGUUAUCGCCGGUCUCCCUAAGGCGGGAAAUUGUCCUGCUGCCGCCGUUAUCACGCAGAUGAAGAUGACAUUCCCAAACCUAAAACACGGACUCUUGGUUGGGAUUGGCGGCGGCGUGCCGGUGAAGACCGAUCAAGGGAUGAUCCGUCUCGGGCACGUGGUGGUUAGCGAGCCGACAGGUAUACACUCUGGAGCAGUGCAAUAUGAUCACGGAAAGGCGACAGCGGGGCAGUUUGAACUCAAAGGGUCUCUUAACCCUCCGCCAACAGCCCUCCUGAAUGCUGCUCGGGAGGUGUCGGUACGGCGUCAACGACUAGAUCAUGACCCUAUUUGGAAGAACACGCAGAGAAUCGACACCAGCCGUCCACAUCUUCGUCGCUUCAAAUUUCCUGGGGUCGCGAACGAUUGUCUUUACCAACCCCAUUACGAGCAUCGGCGAGCAGACGCAUCAUGUGAGGAUGGUGGGUGCGACCCGAAGCAGCGCAUCGAACGACCGAUAAACGAGUUUCAUGAGACCUUUGUCACCGUGCACAGAGGAACAGUAGCGUCGGGAGAGCUCGUAAUAAAGGAUGCCAUGAAGAGGGACAACCUCGCUCGGAAGCUUGGGGUGCUAUGCUUUGAGAUGGAGGCAGCAGGAGCCAGCACCGAUUUCCCGUGCAUGAUUAUCCGAGGCAUCUCGGACUACUGCGACUCCCACAAGAAUGACGUGUGGCAUGGAUACGCUGCGGCAGUAGCGGCUGCUUAUGCAAGACAAUUGUUCUUCCAUAUGUCUAUCAAAGAAGCAGCGAAUUAA
Molecule: messenger RNA, 963 nt
Organism: Beauveria bassiana ARSEF 2860
Lineage: Eukaryota; Fungi; Ascomycota; Sordariomycetes; Hypocreales; Cordycipitaceae
Product: Ankyrin repeat protein
Exons: 1
Coding region: 1-963 (320 amino acids)
Biological process (GO): nucleoside metabolic process
Molecular function (GO): catalytic activity
Source: RefSeq, a predicted model, not a curated record